AUGGCAGGCAGCAAACCCGAUUGUGAAGAACAAGGCCAGUGGCGAACUAGCAACAGAUCUACCGACAACCCACCAGCAAAUGCAGGGCGAAUCGAUGGCCGAACCGCCACUGCCUCGAGCCGAGCGCGUAACCCAGAGCGUGAGCGGCUGUUCCAGUGGAAACGACUUAGACCUCAGCCGAGACAGGUGUCGCUUCUCUGGGACGAUACUACGUCCAACUUCUUCCGCACUGCUAUCAGUCUGGUGGAGCAAGAUGUGAGCCUGGCGCAAGAGGUCGUCAAGGAGAUGGCCUCUGACGGUCGGCUGCCGCUGGUCAGAGAUGUCAUUGAGGGAGCCACUUCAGCUAGAACGCCCGAGGCCAAAGCUCUUCUCUGAGAAUCGCGAAUUUCGCCCCUGUUCCGAGUCUUGCGCCGAGCAUAGUUGAAAACAUCCCUUGUGAGGGGCUCAGCGCCUUACAGUAUUCAACCGGCAAGUUGACGGCCCAGCACCCUCAUUCAAUAACUACAUCAUAGCC
Messenger RNA from Colletotrichum scovillei, 514 nucleotides. RefSeq lists its product as uncharacterized. NCBI's taxonomy places the organism in Eukaryota, Fungi, Ascomycota, Sordariomycetes, Glomerellales, Glomerellaceae. The transcript is spliced from 2 exons. The record is from RefSeq and is a predicted model, not a curated record. Bases 1 to 375 code for a protein of 124 amino acids.